GCCACACGCCGCUAGGUGGCCCUGUCGUGAGUGCGGCAACCGACACAGACAUAGAGACGACGCAUGUGGAUGGGGGGCUGCAGGCUGCAUAUGGAGGAGGCGCAUUUAAGUAGACUGCACCAGUCGCAGUCGCAGUUGCAGUCGCCGUCGCAGCGACGACGUUAGCGCAGACAUUGCAUAGUUAGUUUGAGGCGCCUUCAUACGGGCACUUGCCCGGCCUAGCCACGAAAACAAUACAAACAUUUUUUGGAUUUUCUUUUCCUUUUUUUUUAUUCGCGGGCAUCUCCUUCUGAAUCACAAUAUGGCGUGUGUGUAUGUGUGUGUGUAUUUGCGAAUACGUGGUGACAACGCAAAGGGAAAAUAAAGAAGUACAAAAAACAUAAAUCAAAAUACACUGUAAAAACGAUUGCACUUUCACACACUGCUGCUACUGCCCAGCCGAUUGGCAGCGGCGUCGGCGUCGAAGUCAGCGUCAGGUUUUCUUUGUGAACGAAGAGCGCGCCUUUCUCAGUUCGCCAUUUAUUGUGUCACGCUUUCGCGAAAAAAAUAAAUAAAAAUGGAAAUACAAAAAUAUGGCUUCCGAGUGAAAGUCCAUUUUUCAACAGCUUAAAAAGAUGUCGUCAAUUCUUAUAAAUUCGCGACAGCUGCCCAAAUGUGUGGUGUACUUCGUGUGUGUGUGAGGUUGUGCAUGUGAUUGUAUUUGUAUUGCUCUCUCUCAAUUAAAAGCGACACUAAUUUGCGUACUUAGUGAAAAUCGAUAUGUGGCUGAAACUUGACAUUCACGCUACACUUUUGCACAGGAUUUCUUUUCGAUUGAUAAUAAUUUUAUUAUGAUAAUAGAUAAACAGAUUGUUGGCUAUUUUUAGCCAUUUAUGCAAGUUAUUGUUACAAAAUGACGCACAUACACAAUUACAGGACAACCCUAACCUAAUCUCAAUGUUGCCGACAUACUAAUAGCAAACAGACGUACAGUGGUGCCUGCCCACAGCGCACUAAAGUGAAUACUGAUGCAAUGUUGCUUCGCACUCAACAUACAAUUGAACGUGAACGAAACCCCGGCAAUUAACUCACAAUGAAUUUCACACCGUUUGGGAACAGUUUUCCGGGCCUGCCGCAGUUUACCACAACGACGGCGCCGCUGGUGUCGACGGUAACUGCCGCUGUCACCGUGACCGAUGCCGAUGUGACUGCGGCGGCCAAUCAGCAGCAACAGCAACAGGAGCCCGGCGGCGGCAAUCGCUAUCAGCAACACCAGCAACAACAACAACAACAGCAGCAGCAGGUGACGCCGGGCGUGGCAAUGGCUCACUUCAGUCAACCGAGCAUGAGCAGUGCACAGAGCAGCAGCAGUGGAGGUGGCAAUAAGUUUCGCAGCGGGCAAGAUGAAGUGCUGCAAGGUGAUAAAUACAAUGGCCACUUGGUGGCAACAGCCACGCAGCAACAACAACAGCAACAGCAAUAUGCAACUGUUUAUGCGCCUAGUGCGACGGCAACGUCAGCGGAUGCGUUGCAAGCAAGCACCUCGGGUCAGCAACAGCAGCAGCAACAACAACAACAGCAGCAGCAACAACAGUUGCAGCAGCAACAAGUGGUGGCGCCGCAAGAACUGACACAGGAUCUUUGCAAUGCGAUACUGCAACAACAAGUGCUACAGAAUACCUCCUGGCAGACAAUCACGCCGGGCACCACAGUCGCCGACUACCUCUCGCAUCUUCCAGCCAACACGCUGCCACUCUCGCUGCACCACUUUCUCAAGUACUCCGCGGAGACGAUCAAGAAGGAGAAUCAACAGAAUGUGGUGCUGCAGGUGCAGACGGGACCAGGAGCAGCCAUUGGCAUCAAUACCAUUGGCACAACCACAACCAUAAGCAUACCUCAGCAGGAGCAACUGUCACUGCAGCAGCAACAGCCACAGCAGCAGCAACAACAGCAGCAACAACAACAGCAGCAGCAACAGCAACAGCAGCAACCUCAAGCAACAUUGCAGCUGCAGACGCAAACGGCUGUGGCAAGCAGCUCGACAGCUGUAAGUGGCACCAAAAAGAAGAAACGCAAAAAACGCUCCAAGGAUCGCAAGCCCAAACUGCGUCCCGGCGAGAUACGCAUGAGCACAGCACUCGAUGGCAGUCCGCUCUACAUGUGUCCUGAGUGCCAUGUGGCAUAUCCCGAACCGGAGUUACUUGAAGUGCAUCUGGUGGGGCACAAUCUGGAGCGACGCUAUGUCUGCGACAUUUGCCAGGCAUCGCUGAAACGUAAGGAUCAUUUAACGCGACACAAGCAAUCGCACAAUCCUGAACGUCCAUACAUCUGCACCGUCUGCCUAAAGGCCUUCAAGCGCAAAGAGCAGCUGAGCCUGCACUUUGUAAUCCACUCAGGCGAGAAGCGGCAUCAGUGCCAGGAGUGCGGUAAAGGCUUUUACCGGAAGGAUCAUCUGCGCAAGCACACCCGCUCUCACAUUGCCAGACGCGUCAAGGCCGAGCUCAAUAGUCAUGUGCGACGCGAGAAUGGCACCAGCAUGUUGCAACCCGUGGUUACUGCUGCCACAACGGCUGCCGUGCAGCAUGCGAAUCAACAACAGCUGCAGAUACAACAGCAACAGCAGCAGCAACAACAACAACAACAACAACAACAACAGCAGCAGCAACAACAGCAGCAACAUCACAUCGUUGUCAGUCAGCAACAACAGCAGCAGCAACAACAACAACAGCAGCAACAACAAGCAACUGGCCAGCAGCAACAGCAGCAAAUGAUAAAUUAGCCAAAUGAUUUUUGUAAAGUCAGUUAAAGCAAAAUUCCAAAUCACAACCAAAUCUCCCCGGAAACCUUUCGAAAUGCCCUGUGGCAAGCAACAAUUGUUGUUCAAAAUUACGUUUUUGGCUCAAAAUUCCAAGCUUUCGGCCCACAUCAUUUAAUUGACUCCAACAAAUCGGAUAUAAGAAUAUCGUAUGCGUACAUCGUAUACGGUAUUCAACAAUGCAAUAUAAAAGGCUUUUUGAAGACUCCCAAUGUAGUCUUUGCUGAGCUCUGUACAGCAGUUCCUAGACGAACAUCGAAUAUCGUUUACGAUAUUCAGCGAUGCAAUCACUGCAUUUCGAAGACUCCUAUCGGAGUUUCUCCGUCGAUGCUGUACAACAAUUUCUUAGAGAAUAUCUCACUGCAAUAGUAAAAUCUUACCUGGGCCUUCUCCCAGAGGCGCCUCGAAUAACAAAGUUCAUCUUAACUGUACUUCAAGGCUAAUGUCAAAUAUCACAUACGAUAUUCAGCGUUGUAAUAGUAAAUACUUAUAGGGAAGAAUCCACAAAGUUUCCCGCUGACACUGUACAAUUAUUCCUAAGCGAACAUUGAAUAUCGUUUACGGUAUUCAGAAAUGCAAUAGCAAAUAUUAUUAGGGUUCUCCUCGACGAGAUCUCCUUCACUAACGUACAAGUAUUCCUAAGCAGCAACGUGACACAAACUUAGACGUACAAGUGCUAGACAGCUGGGACCAUAAACUUUAUUUACUUCCAACUAAAGCAUAAUCCUAAAUUUAGCAUACUUUUGUCCAAGCCCUUUUCAUUAGUGAUUGAUAAAUGGUUAUCUCCUAUUGAAAAUAUAAUUUUUUAUAUAUACCACUUAUGUAAGUACGAACAGUGAUAAUAUUAUAAUUAUCGGAUAGUGUGACAUCGAACAUUUCUCAGAACCAAGCUUAAUCGUAAACUUAAGUUUCACAGUUUUAAUGAUUAUGCAAGCAAUGAACUGCUUCCAUUUGAAUUUACUAACAAAAUUUAGCUAUAUUUUUAUCUGUUUUAAUUUAUAUGAUUGUAAAACUCGGAAGUUAGGUCCCAGAUUACCGAUCUGUUAAGUAAUCGGCACAUUAUCCACAAAGUACUUUAAGACAAGAAAGAAAUUAUAAUUUUAUAUGCGAUUCGCGUAUUUUAGUGAAAUGUAUUUUUGUAUAAAACGAAUUCUACGUAUAUGUAAAUGAUACGAACAACGGUGUAAAUGCAGUAAACUAUUUAUGUACUCGUAAUACCUAAACAAAGCGCAAUCUAGAUAUGUAAGUACGAAUUUAGAUACUAUGAAUGUACUUCAACUUUUGAUAACACCGAUUAAAAAAUUUGUAAAUACACCCCAUCCUCAUAUU
Messenger RNA from Drosophila nasuta, 4123 nucleotides. Its product is annotated as transcription factor SPT20 homolog. NCBI's taxonomy places the organism in Eukaryota, Metazoa, Arthropoda, Insecta, Diptera, Drosophilidae. The record is from RefSeq and is a predicted model, not a curated record. The transcript has 4 exons. The coding region runs from base 1073 to 2758 and encodes 561 amino acids.